Messenger RNA from Saccostrea echinata, 2925 nucleotides. RefSeq names its product transcription factor E4F1-like. The coding region runs from base 62 to 2797 and encodes 911 amino acids. NCBI's taxonomy places the organism in Eukaryota, Metazoa, Mollusca, Bivalvia, Ostreida, Ostreidae. Gene Ontology annotation, biological process: regulation of gene expression. The transcript is spliced from 15 exons. Gene Ontology annotation, cellular component: nucleus. The record is from RefSeq and is a predicted model, not a curated record.
UUCAAAUUACCCGCCUCUCAAAACAGGAAGUUGAGAUUACGACAGUCGCAAGGAAGACGCCAUGACAGAGAACGACAACCAGACAACAGAAACGAUUAUUUUUGACGGAUUUGACACAGAUACUGAGGGUGAUGAAGACAUUCACUUAUGUAAAAAGUGUAAACUUGUUUUUACAAACUUAAGUGACUAUCUCCAACACAAGGUGAAACAUGACAACUACAAAGUCAAGCUCUCCAGAACCAGCGACAGGCGCAUGGUGGUUCCUCAACUCAUCCAGAAACCAGAGAAAACAAAACCAGAAAAGGGCAGUGAAAAAGAAAACAUUCAACAAAAGAAAAGAGCAAAGAAGAAAUUUAAUGAACCAGUUAAUCCUGAAUUAGUGAUAACAGAAAGACAAUCUUACUGGUGUCCAAAAUGCGACAUAAAAUUUAACAGGGAGGCCACAUUAAGGAGACAUGUAGAAUAUGUGCAUGAUCAGUCUGGGGAGUACACCACUUCUAUGGGGGAUGGCUCUGAUGGGGAGGAGAAGAGGGAGGCUGAGGAAGAGAAUAAACCAGAUGUCCAAGAGGACUCAGACCCCACCGAUGCAGAUUUCAAUAUCAAGGAGGAGCUUCGUGUGACACUCAAAAGCAGCACAAAAGAAGUACAAGUGGAACACAUCCCUCUCCAAACUGCAGACAAGGGAGACCGGCCUUAUGCAUGCAGUAUAUGUGGUAACAGAUUUAAAGAGGCACCUGUGUUAAGGGCUCACUUGCUGACUCACUCAUCCACAAGAGAUUUUCCUUGUACCAUAGAGGGAUGUAACUAUGCAUUCAAAACCAAAGGGUCCUUAAAGAGACACAUGAGGCGACACACAGGUGAACGCCCAUUUAAGUGUGAUGAAUGUGGAAGAACUUUUACAGAAUCUGGAGCACUUACAAGACAUUUAAAAUCAAGAAUACCAUGUAAGCAGAAAUCAGACCUUGAUUUGCCAAGAUAUGGAAAGAGGUGGUCUGCUAAUGCUAUGUAUGGACCUCAAGCAAAAGUGGAGACUAGAGUAGUGCCAGAGAAGGAGGACCAGGAACAAGAGGAUGCUGUUAAGGAUAUGGAGACAGAGUGUGCAGUGGCAGAGGUUAUUGCAUCCAAUGAGAAUGGGGAGGUAGGGGUUACAGUGGAGGAAAUCAGUAUGGAUGGGGUAACCAUAUCUACAGAUAACAUCCUAGAAGAAGAAAUCAUCAACCCAACUCAGUGCAAAGUCUGUAAGGAGGACUUUCUGUCCUGUGAUAUUUUGAAGAUUCACCUUAGAGCCCACCUGGCAGACAUACCUUUCAGGUGUGGUAUGUGUCAUUUUGUGGCCGAGAGUCGCAGUCAGCUCAGUGAUCAUAUGACCUCAUUGCAUCAGAAUCAACUGAAGGGAUCAGAACUCAUCAGUCAGAUUCCAGAAGGAACUUCAGAGACCAAUCAAGACCAAAGCAGGAUUGCUCGUAUUGCUGUAAAUCAGUUGUUAGAACUUCCGUCCAGCCUGGAGGUGGAUGAACCUGAACCCUCCAUUCACAGAGCCAGAAACAUCUACAAAUGCCCUGUGUGUGCCCGGGCUGUAAAGAGUCAGAAUUAUCUCAGGCUUCACAUGAAAUCCCAUAUGGGUGAUAGACCCCACAAGUGUUCCCAUUGUCAGAAGAGCUUCAUCACUAAGGAUACGUUGUCCAAACAUCUCAGUGUCCACAAUGAAUCCAGGAACUUUAAAUGUGGCCAGUGUGGAAAACUAUUCAAGAGGAUAUCCCAUGUCAGAGAACAUCUCAAAAUCCAUUCUAUUGACCGACCAUUUAUGUGUACUGUGUGCCACAAAGCAUUUAAAACCAAUAAUGCCAUGAAGGUUCAUCUGAGAACUCACACCACCAUUCUGCCGUAUGUUUGUCCAUAUUGUCGUCGGAGAUUCAGGGAGAAAGGGUCCCUGCUUCGACAUCAGCGAAUGCACACGGGGGAACGUCCAUUUAAAUGCCCACAUUGUCACAGAGCAUUUGCUGAACAUGGAACUUUGAAUCGCCACUUAAAGGCUAAAGUACCCUGCAACCGACAACUUCAGGAGGCUCGAGACAAAGAAAAGAAGGAGUUCACUGUAUUGGCCGAGUUCUCCUCUGUUGUGGCAGACACCCAGCAGUAUAUUGUAGACGAGGAUUCAACACAAGAACAAUCACAAGAGGAUGAAGCCACAGAGUAUGUUGUGGUCCAGACAGGGCUUAGUGCAGAAGACUUACAAAAUGUAGAGAUUAUCACCGAAGGAGAGGUGGAUCAAAACUUUCUGGAGGGUGUUCAAGUAACGGAUGACUAUGUUGUCAUCACUGAUUCGGGAGAUAAUAUGAAGAUUCUGAACUCUAAGACAGGAGAAACACUUGCAAUGAUGCCCAUCUCCACAAUUGAUGAUGGAGGUCAAAUAGUGACUUUACCUGUAUCAGACAAUCAUAUAGAGGCUGUAGCCAUGGCACCAUCUUCUGUGGGAGAAAUUGAGACUGUUACCAUUGACCACUCAGAUAUAAACAAAAUCGAGGCUGUGGCCAUGAAUCCAGCAGCAAUGCCUGAUAAUCAGGAUGUGGAGGAACUGGAAACUAUAACAUUGCUGACCUCAUCAGGGGAGGAUAUGAGGGGGGAUGGUUAUGUUGGAGGAGAGAUGGGAACAGAGUCGGUAGACCCAGCUCAUGCUGAGGUGACAUCCAUCAAUGAAAUUGAAGCAGUGGCAAUGGCACCAGAUGCUGACAUUGGUGAUACAUUACAUCAAGCCAUGAUGGCUGCAAGUGUGGCAGAUGACCAUGUACAUGUAUAAUCAAGGACAAUUGUUCUGUAUUGACCUGUAUUUUCACUUAUGAAUAAUGUCCCAUUAUUCAUUGUUUUUAAAAAACCAAUAUUUGGUUACUUUAACAGUAUAUUUAUUAAAUUUUAUUAAAGCAUAAA